GAUGGACUCCAUGUCGUAGCUGGAGGGAUCCAGAUUGGAAGAGUUUGUCAGUGUCAGGAUUUACGGUACGAGUAAAAAUGUGAUGGAGGACAUCCAUCUUCAGUUUUAUUUAUACUUUAUAAGAGGUUGUAAACAUCAGCCUCGUAUAAAGUAUCACAUUCCUGUGAUGAGGCGGAAAGAGUUUGGUGUGACAUGUUGUGUGUGGAAGCGUCGGCAGACUGUUUUUGCUCUGGCUUUUGUGAAUCUUCAGAGGGAACGGCGUUGACUGAUCUAAUUGGAGUUCAUUUUUUGAUUUACUUGUCUAACUGUGGGAAAACAAAGUGACGGAGGGCAAAGUCCAUCUGGACACAGCGUGGACACAGAGUAGAGCAAUGAGGUGAAUGUCCACAGAGGCUACACACACACACACACACAUAGUCUCAUUCAACACAACGACAGGGAGAGGAAUCUAUUAGGAGGGCAAUUUUGAAAUUAGCACGGACACUAGACGUGAUGACUGGGUUUCACAGUAGAAUAUGACUUUAUGAGGAAUUGACGAGGUGAGUUACAUUCAUGUUUCUCUGCGGAUUCUUUUUUUUCCCCCUUAUUUCUCGAAUGAAAUAAAUGUGUCAGACAUAUGAUUUGUAGACAUUGUAAUAAACAAGGAAGUUAUUUUGUUAUUGACACGAUUACUGUCGUGUGUAAUGUGAAUUUCUCUUGUGUCCACAUUGUCACCAAAUAACAGAUCUGUGUGUCCAAGCAGCAGCAUCUGCACAAAAUGACAAGUUUACGGAGAUGGAGGCCAGGACGGUGUACCAAAACUGCAGAGAGACUGUUGUGUGCUCAUGCUCUGAAGCCCUUGGUCCCCGCCCUCUGCCUGGUUGCCGUGGUGAUAUAUAUCCUGGCUGACAACCUCCGAAACUUUGUGGCCAGUAUCUUCAUCCCCCAGUACCAUUAUCCGUUUGCUGUGGCUCUUUGCUUCGCCCAGGUUCUGAUCUCCUUGUUAAUCCUAAAUCUGCUGCACGUCCUGAAUCUGUUGCCUGUAAAACAUUACUCUUGGUCCCUGGGUGAGAGGCUGCUGGUUCCUUCUCUGUGCACCAGCAUCCACGCCGUGCUCGCUCUGUGGGUCCGGGCCAGCAGCUCGUACAGCGGCCUCUUCGCUCUCACUCAGCCUCUGCUGCCGCUGUUGACUGUCGCCUUUAGUUUUGUCCUGAAGCUGUCAUCGCUGCCGUCUAUUCACAGCUCUGUCCUGAUCUCCAUCCUGAGUGGGACAUCUGUUGUCAUCACAGUUUCCAAUGGUCUCUCAGUUGUUGAACCUCUGGAGUACAUGUAUGCACCUCUGGCUUUACUCCUCCACAGUCUCUCUCUGAGCUGGCUGGCUAAAGUAUCUGAGGCUGAGUGCCUCCACCCCUCUGAUGCCCAGCUGUCCAUUUUUGACAUCUACUACACACAGCUGGUCAAUCAGAGCUGGGUGCUGGGCGUCCUGUGGCUGCUGCACCCGGACAGUCCGUGGAAGGUGUUGAGUGUGGGGAGCUGGCACAGCCUUCUCUUCCAUGGAUACCUGCUCGCUCUUCUGCUGCUGGGGAUGACGCUGAACCUCCUGGUUUUUCUGUUCACCCUGUGUUACUCGCCACUCUGCGCCGCGAUGCUCCACUCAGCAGGGCUGACGGUUCAGCCGCUCCUCUCGCUUCUGUAGUGGCACUUCAAGAACACACAUUCACACGUCAUUAUGUGUUUUUACCGAAUUUUGUGAACACAAACCCUCUAACAAGUUUGUUUGGACUAAAUUCUGGUGGUCAAAAGUCAAUAUUUAUAUAGCACUUUCCUAGUGAUGACCACUCAAGAUGUUUGAGUCAUUACAGUUUUUAUGUAACACAUACUCAUUUGCAACCUGCUGAUCAGCCAUCACGAGCAAUUAAGGAAUCUUGCCUGGACACACAUAGACUAGAAGACCUGAGGAUUGAACCCUAACCUUCCGGCUUCAAGGCGACCCGCUCUGCCGCUGAUCCAUACUCGUCAAGCUCACCGUGACUGCAGAAAUAUAUUGCCUCCGAAAGCCACUAGGCAAUCCUUUCAGAUUUGAUGCCUUUAUACUCAAGGAUGAACUGAUUUGAGUUUAGGGGUCAAAGGUCAAAGUUCACUGUGACUACAGAAAUCCAGUCUCAGGAAUGCCAUGAGGGAAACCUUUCAAAUUUAGCACAUAUGUUGAUUUGGACUGAAGGACGAACUGAAUUGAUUUUGAUGGUCAAAGGUCAACGUCAACAUCGUGUCACAAAACGUUUUUUUGGGUCUUUUGAAUGUUUAAGUUAUUUAUAAGUCAUCAUGUACUGUGUGCAGUAAAUUGUGUAGACUGAAACAGUCUACACCAGCGGUGAAAAAGUCUCGUAUUCUGUGACAAAUAAUUACUUCUUCUUUUUUUUUUGACCUGUUUUCUGUUAGGAAAAAAACAAAGGGUGUCAUCAUGCUCUAAUUGUUUAUAGCCAAAUAAGUGAAUAGAGUAAAUGAACACCAGUGUCUGUGGUCUGUACAGGACACAGUGACAUCUCUCUCCCAGCUGGUUAAAGUACAUGAGUGUGAGUCGGCGGCUUCAGCUUCAAACAAUAAGGGUUAAUAGAGGUUUUGUUUUGUUUGUUUUAGAGAAGUAGCACAAAGUUCCACAUUCCACUGAAUGAAUUUUCAACCAAUACUUUGUGAAUGAUGAAUGAUGAAGAACAAUUAAGGUCGGGGUUGUUUCAGACAAUUGAACUCACUUAGUCAC
Molecule: messenger RNA, 2737 nt
Organism: Solea solea (common sole)
Lineage: Eukaryota; Metazoa; Chordata; Actinopteri; Pleuronectiformes; Soleidae
Exons: 4
Coding region: 758-1675 (305 amino acids)
Source: RefSeq, a predicted model, not a curated record